AUGGCUGAAAUAAAACUGAUUGGAAAAGAGGAUUUAAAAUGUUUCUAAAAGCAUAAUUUUCCCAUAUGUUCAAUAAAUUUAGGAAAAGAUGUUAAAAUGAAUGAGAGGCUAUUAUGUAACGAAUGCCUGCUCAAUUUUAUAUAAGAAAAUAAUAUAAUAUAAGGUUUCAAUAUCAUUCAAUCAAAAAUUGAAAAUAAUAUCUAAGAGUAUAGACAUAAGCAAAUCUCCUUUAUAGCUUAGAAAAAAUAACAAUUAGUAAGUUUAAAGAAUAACUUUAUUGCAUGGAAAUCAACCAUUAAUUAAUAAAUUGAUUAAAUUCUAGGAUAUAUAAAUUUAUGGAUUGAUAACAUAAUUUCUAAAAACAUAAUAAAAGAUAAAUAUGUAAUAAUGGAGGAAUUAGAAAACUUUGUAAAUUAAUAUGAAUUUCAUGAAAAGAAUUUUGAAUUUUUAGUUGAAUAAAUAAAUUUUAUUAAUUAAGCAUCAUCCAAUAAAAUUUAAUUAAAAUUAGCUUAAUUGAAUGAGGAAUAUAGAAAAAUAAUAACAUAAACAAAAGACUCUUUUAUGAAAAUUAUAAACAUUUCAUAACAUAAAAUUUCUCUCAAACCCAUUAACAAUCAAUUAAAAUAAUCAGAUGACUGUUUUACGAUUGCCUUUAACUAUACUGGAUAAAUCAUGAUUUCUGGAUGUGGUAAGGAUAUAAAAGUAUGGAAUUUUUAAAAUGGUUAAAUUUAAGAAGUUUAAAAAUUGUAAGUUCAUUAAAGCACCAUAAGUUGUUUACUUUUUAGUAAAAAUUAAAAUAGUUUCAUUUCUGGAGCUUAUGAUCACACAAUCAGAUGUUGGUUGUAAAUAAAUGGAUAACAAUGGAAGAGUUCAUAGAAAUAUGAAGAACACUCAAGCGAUAUUCAAUGUUUAUUAUUAUGUAAAAAAGAGAAAACUUUAUUUUCUGGAAGUUGUGAUAAAUCUAUUAAAAUAUGGAUAGUUGAUUUUGCUAACAAUAAUCUUUAAUACUGCUAUUCAUUAGAGAAACAUACACAUAUUGUUUACGGAUUAACAUUAAAUGAAUCAGAGACGUUCUUAGUUUCUUGUGGGGAUGAUUAAUAAAUAAUAAUUUGGAAGAAAUCAAAUAAUAAUAAAUGGGAGUUUUAUCAAUUAGUUAAUCAAUCAAUUAGGGAAGUAGGAGCCGUAACCAGCUUUAUUAAAGAGAACCUAUUUAUUUGGAUUGGUGGAGUUUAAAAUGGAAAAGAUUGUGUUAGUUAUUUUGAAUUGAUUAAAGGAUGUAUUGUAGAAUAAAAAAAUAAAGAAUAACAAUUAAUACUUUCCCCUGAAGUCUUUAAUUAUUCUUUAUUUCCUAUUGUUUUUAACAAAGAAAAGUAAAUUAUAUUAUUUAGACAUAAAUUUCAUAUUUAUUUACUCACAAAACAAAUUUCUGGUAAAUAUCGAAUAUCAACAAAAAUUAAAUUUGAGAGUAAUGAAAUCUGGGGAAGUAUGACGAAUGAUGCAAAAUUUUUAGUUUUAUGGGAAAAGAAAUAAUGUCGUUUUUUAAUUUAUUAAAUUGAGUAUCAGACAAUAUGA
This is a messenger RNA of Paramecium sonneborni, 1572 nucleotides long. Lineage: Eukaryota; Ciliophora; Oligohymenophorea; Peniculida; Parameciidae. The record is from the annotation of a GenBank genome assembly.